Messenger RNA from Exophiala bonariae, 1740 nucleotides. RefSeq lists its product as uncharacterized. The record is from RefSeq and is a predicted model, not a curated record. The transcript has a single exon. Gene Ontology annotation, biological process: proteolysis. Lineage: Eukaryota; Fungi; Ascomycota; Eurotiomycetes; Chaetothyriales; Herpotrichiellaceae. Gene Ontology annotation, molecular function: metallocarboxypeptidase activity; zinc ion binding. The coding region runs from base 1 to 1740 and encodes 579 amino acids.
AUGGCCGUGGUUCUUCGUACUCUGUUGUUUUUUCUGACUGUCCUAUCCGUUGCUCUCUCUGUGCCGACCACCGAGUCCAAUGCUCAGUCUUCCCUGCCACUCCAUGAUCCCUAUUCUGUGAGAGAGCAGACAUUUGGUCCUUUCCGGAAACUACGCGAUGCUAUCAUCGAGAAACUCUGGUCUAUCCCACACAAGUCUACUCACCAUUCUUCUACUACCUCAUCCCCACAAACUCCCGAACUCUUUCGCGCUCGUUAUGGCAACGAUGUGGUCCUACGAUUCCAAUUGAGAACUGAAGAAGAUGCAAAGGCUCUUCUUCAAGCGGCCGAUAUCCUAUUCCUCGAUAUCUGGGAAGGCACCAAUGAAUGGGUCGAUAUCAGAGUUGCAAAAGACAUUGUACCUUCCUUCAUUGGACUACUCCCUGCCUCUCUUCACAAAUCAUAUACUCCGCUAAUGCAUGAUCUUGCUCGUGCUGUGUACGACACCUAUCCUGGCUCGGCUUCCUCAGACGAUGACACUCCUCGCGAUGGUCCAACCCCUUCCCACAACUGGAGAUCAACCGUUCAGCCAUCUCAGAAUCUCUUCUUCCACGACUUCCAGCCUUUGUCGGUGCUCUAUCCCUGGUUGAGACUUAUCGCUUCUCUAUUUCCAACCCACGCAAGCUUGAUCAGUAUCGGAAAGUCGGCCGAGGGUCGUGAUAUUUCUGCUCUCAGACUUGGUACUCAGAAGGACUACGCUCGAGGUGAUGACCACACUACUCGACAUACUUUAAUCAUAGCUGGAGGUACCCACGCCCGUGAAUGGAUUUCAGUCUCCACAGCUGCAUAUAUCGCCCAUAGCUUGGUCACCAGAUACGGCCAUUCACAAUUCCCACAUGUUACAAAGCUGCUCGACCAUUUCGACGUGGUGGUCAUUCCUGUCGUCAACCCCGAUGGCUACGAAUAUACCUGGACAACGGACAGGCUUUGGCGCAAGAACCGGCAAUCGACAGACAUCGCUUUCUGCCCAGGCAUUGACAUCGACCGCUCAUUCUCAUUCGGUUGGAGUGGGCACAAUAGUCGAGAUAAUGCUUGCAGUGAUGAUUAUGCAGGUACCGAACCGCUCGUUGCUCUGGAGGCCAAAGUCCUUACAGAAUGGGCCCGAAAUGAAACGGAGAACAACAAUGUAACCUUUGACGCUUAUCUCGAUCUUCAUUCGUACUCACAGGAAGUCCUUUACCCCUACACAUAUUCUUGUGAUGCGGAGCCUCCGAACCUGGAAGAUCUGGAAGAAGUUGCUAUGGGACUCGCCAAGUCGUUCCGCCUGACCAAUGGCCACUACUACGGGGUGGAAAGCGCAUGCGAAGGAAGCAUUACUUUCAAGGAUCAGACCAAGUCCACAAGAGUACAAGCUGAUUCGCAAGGUGGUUCUGCUUUGGACUUUUUCUAUCACGACCUGAACGUCAAGUUCGCCUAUCAAAUCAAGCUUCGAGAUACUGGCACUUACGGCUUUUUAUUACCGCGUUCACAAAUUGUCCCUACUGGAGAAGAAACCUACGAAGCUGUCGUAGGCUUGGGUCGAUGGUUGUUGGGAAACCAUGGAAUUGAAAGUAUUGGUGACAGAGAGUCUGUUUGGGGCGUGGAUCUCGAUCCCAUUCUUGCAAAAAAGAAGAAAACCACGGCGACAGUGCUCGAGUCAGGCGAUGACAAUGAAUUUGACGAUGAUUCGUCAUUUGAGCUGAGAAGGAGAAAGAGGAGGUAA